AUUUCAUAGGGAUCGGCCAACUAUAUCCAAUAGCCGCCAUAUAACUGAACGAUCGGAAAUGGCACAGCUGCAAGGGUAUAUCAACUUCGGCUCCGCCCGAAGUUAGCUUUCCUUUCUAGUUUUUAAUUGUAUCUGUGCAUUGGGCAGCCAUCAAAUGCUAAGCAGGCUAAAAAACAACACCACGACCACAGCCAACACCACCACAACCCAAACGCUUUUCCUUUAUGAGCCAAAAGCUAGAGGAUAAAGUGAAGUCAAACAAAGCUGACGAUAUAAUAAUUUUGCGUCAAUAUUUUGAAACGGCGCAUGAAGCUGAAGAAGUGAAUCCACUUUACUAUUGGAAGAAGCAUACAAAGGAUAAACCAGCCUUUACGAUUUUAUCGAAAAACUUAUUUUGCGUACCAGCGUCUUCAUGCGCUUCGGAGCGAGCGUUCAGCAAAACUGGACAGAUAGUAUCCGACAGGAGAUGCGCUCUAAAAUCCAAUAUCGUGGAUAAGCUCCUGUUCCUAAACAAAAACCAAACAAAAUGAUCUCAAAUAAAUGAAUUUGGUUUUUGUUUUAACUGAAAAUAUCGAUGAAACAUCGAUGUUUUCCUUCAAUAACAUCGAAAUCAUCUAUCCCAAACAUCGAUUGUUUUCCAGCUCUACGACUUAUGCGACUUCCGAACAUUUUUGGAAGUCUACAAAAACUGCAGCCUGAUUAAUGUAUACCACUAACCAUACAACAUAUAGACUUCUCAUUUCAUACAACGAAAAUUGACGCAAAAAUUUCUUGCGACAGGCCCCCGGAGGCCCCAGAGAGAAUCUUACUCUCAUUCUUACGCUCAUUUUUACGCUCAUAAUCUCAUUCAACUUCAGCAGAGGUGGAGAAACAUCGAUGUUCACGGACAUCGAUGUUUUUGGCGCAAAAAAUCGAUUAAACAUCGCUGUUUUAAAUAAAAAAAUAAUUUUUAUUAUGAAAUUUCAAUUUUAUUUAUGUGUUUGUUUUUGUUGAGAAACAAAAGCUUGUCGACGACUGAUGGAGAAAGGCGAGUACGACGGUCUGAUAUAACUUGGCCUGCCUUGCUAAACAGACGUUCCGACUCGCAUGACGAAGCUGGA
Messenger RNA from Drosophila ananassae, 1100 nucleotides. RefSeq lists its product as uncharacterized. Bases 225 to 530 code for a protein of 101 amino acids. NCBI's taxonomy places the organism in Eukaryota, Metazoa, Arthropoda, Insecta, Diptera, Drosophilidae. The transcript has 2 exons. The record is from RefSeq and is a predicted model, not a curated record. Gene Ontology annotation, molecular function: protein dimerization activity.